This is a messenger RNA of Belonocnema kinseyi, 2778 nucleotides long. Its product is annotated as UPF0547 protein C16orf87 homolog. The coding region runs from base 311 to 781 and encodes 156 amino acids. The record is from RefSeq and is a predicted model, not a curated record. The transcript has 3 exons. NCBI's taxonomy places the organism in Eukaryota, Metazoa, Arthropoda, Insecta, Hymenoptera, Cynipidae.
AAUUUAUGGCGUCCGGGCAUUCGACCUUGACGAAUACAAAAGUUUCGGUGCUCAGCUGUGUUUUGAUACUUUUUUACCUUAAAGAUGUUUUUAAAAUAAAAAUGAGAUAGAUUUCAAAGUGCUGACAGAUCUUUAUUGAAAAGUUUCAUUUGAGAGGUUUUUUAUCCAGUUGUAGUUCGUCUUGCCAUUUUAUAGGUUAUGCGUCUAUUUGCAAUAACGACGCUUAUUCGCACAUUUUCAAACGGAAGUUGAGAUAAAAUUAUUAUCUGGGAUAAAAAUAACUACGUCGCAUUUGUAUAUUCUAAUCAGAAUGGCGAAGACGAAAACAAUUAGCAAAGGUUGUCCGAAAUGUGAGCAGCAGGUCCCUGUUGCUUGCAAGGCAUGUCCCUGUGGGCACUCGUUUUUCAACGCUCGUCGCAAUUCCAUUAAGAGUCCACCUAGUCCAGAUGGUGGUACAAUGAAGACGAGAAGAACCAACCGUAUUAAGCGUGAAAAGCCAAAUUAUUAUGAUGCAUUAGAGUACGACAAGCAGACGAGAAAAAGUGCGAAGCUUAGGAGGGGAGUUGAGUCAAGUACAGAUAUUGACUGUAGGCAAUUGAAUAAGAAGAAGAAGAGGAAAGGAAAGGGCAAAGGAAAAGGUGGAGGGAGCAGUGGAGGGGGUGAUGAUGAUGAUGAAAUGGAGGGUGUGAGUGGAUUGUCACUAGAAAAACAGCUCACCUGCUCCCUUAUUUUGCAAGAACUGAAUAACAAAAUGCAAAUCGUCGCUUGGAAGCCGACGUGAGUAGAUUAAGAUGGCCAAGGGAAAAUUUGCAAAAACAUGUUAAUUAUAAGAUGCAGUUCAGAAUGUUGUAACUGCCAACCAAAUAUUCAGGGUGCAAUUGUAAAGCUUGUAGGCUUUAUUCCGGGAUAUGUAUGACUUGUGAUAGAUAUUUAACUUGUAUCAAAUGCAUGUUUAUUAGUAUUAAGUAGAUAUAAGUGUAUAUACAAAUUCAGGCCAAUAUUUCUAAUUACAUACUCCGAUUCUUAUACUUUUUUUUUACAAUCUCGCUAUUACAAAAUAUGAAUGGUCGAAUCUAACCAGUUAAGAUAGGGUACUAUGAUUUUUAUCUUGUUCGUUCUAACUGGAUCGAUUUAAAUUAAGUAAGCUGGUACAAAAUUUCGAUCAAAAAUCUUGACUAUUACAUUUGAAAAGUCAUGGGACUGAUUUUUCUUACUUAAAACGAUAUAAACCCAGUUUGUGUUAUAAUGAUUCAAUACAAUUGUAUCAAAUUCUUUCUCCUUUUUUCAUUUAUAUUUCCUGAAGAAGCCUAAAUUAUUACUUUGAUGUGCAUAAUAUCGAAACGGUAACUUAUUUAAUUAACUUUUAAAGAAUUAUUUAACUUGUGCCGAAGUGCUGACCACAAAAAAGAAGUUAACAUAAAUCUAAAGAUUAAUUGUUUACUGAUUUUUGUACGGUUCGGCUCUUACAAACUGCAAGGUAUCAUCGGAAAACUUUAAUCGCGAAUCAUCCCUUUACCUGAAUAACUGGACCAUUUAAUGAUUCUAUUCCUCUCGCUAUGGCUAGAUCCAAUAUAAAAGUAUCAAAAUUUGAAUCAUUAACUAACGUGGUAUACAGAUUUAAACAUUAUGGUAAUUAAAGAAAUAGUGAAAUUAUAUUACCUUAGGUUAUUACGUAGAAAUUUAUAGAUUAAAAUCGAAAAAAACCAAUCAUUAUAUUUUAUUAAAAUUUUUUAGAAUUUAAUUUCAACUUGGACUCGUAAAGGAGUCCAAGAGAUUGCCUAAAAGGUGCCAGAUAGUUUUCCAGUUAAACUAACAAACCAUGUUCGUCACGUACGAACUAAUCAAAAUCUAUUUUGAUUUCAUAAACUCUCCUGAAAAUAAAGUGCUGCCUAGAAUUUCGUGCACGCUGGGGGAGGCUUCCCCAAAACUGAAGGAAGGGCUAGAGACUCGUCUUACCUGUUUUAUUUUUAUUGUUGGUUGGUACCCUUACACUUGACUGAGAGUCGUUAUAUUCGCCACAUGGAUCAAGGAGCUCUAACUCAUUGAGCAGUUCCUCGUCUUGUUUUCCUUCAGAGACUUAAGUGCACGGAACUUAGUUGCUGUCUGCUAACUAUACAAAGAAUUUCGUGAAGGGGGUUGUACCAAAAUAAUGUUGUAAGAAAAUUUUCCCGAACUCUGAUUUUAUUUUAAAACACAAGACAUAACAAGAUGCCAUAAUACAUAAGAAUAGAAACUGUAAGGGGACAGGCCAGAAAGAAGGAAAGUGGCCUGGGUUUGUAAUUAAAUCCUUUUGUAUUUUCACAAGCGGGCGAAAACCUUAUAAUUUCGUGGGGGUUUUUAAUCCACUCUAGUCUUUUAUUUUGAUUUUGUGGCACUGAGUUUAAUUUUUUUUCGUCCAGUUUGUGAACCCUACUGAUCGACCAUUCGAUUAAUUAAUGCGGCUCGUUCCCGUAUACCGACAACAAUUAAACGCAGAAUAUUCAUUCCACUCGUAAAAAAUUGUAUAAUUAAAAAGAUUUCAUGUCAUAAUUGUGUUUUGAAGGGCGAGCCUAUACCCCACUCAAGGUAUGGCCCUCGUCACAAACGUUGCCAUUUUUAUAAGAAUAAAAUUUACCGAUAGUGGUUCAUUAUGGUUACCCGAAUGAGAUAAUCUCGGGGGAAUGGUUUUUCUAAUCAACUCCAGUAGCCCUCCAAACCGAUAAAUCCAUUCAGGACGAAGGCCGACAAGUUCUUUUUCCCAAAUAAUUCUGUAUCAGGAAUGACAUUUAAAUAAAAGAA